This is a messenger RNA of Myxocyprinus asiaticus (Chinese sucker), 2724 nucleotides long. Its product is annotated as apolipoprotein A-I-like. Lineage: Eukaryota; Metazoa; Chordata; Actinopteri; Cypriniformes; Catostomidae. Gene Ontology annotation, biological process: lipid transport; lipoprotein metabolic process. The coding region runs from base 394 to 1182 and encodes 262 amino acids. Gene Ontology annotation, molecular function: lipid binding. Gene Ontology annotation, cellular component: extracellular region. The record is from RefSeq and is a predicted model, not a curated record. The transcript has 4 exons.
GUAUAAAAAAAAUACAGAUUGAGCAUAAAGUCUUCUAAAAUUAUUUUCUAAAGUGAAUGAAUGAAAUCUUCAAAAAUGCCAGCUAAAAGAUUUUAUCUGACAGAAACUAUAUAGUUUACAUGUAAUUUGUGCAUUGUUAGACUGACAGGAAAGUGUACAGUAUAUGCAAGUGAGUGCACUUGUGACGUGUCUACAAGCACAGUUUGUGUGAGUGUUUUAUCCUGGCAGAUAUCUCAAAGCCUUCCCUGAUUGCACUUACCCUUUGAACCUGAUAUGCAGGAGGACAGGGUUCCAAUUCCACAUCUGCUCACAGACAGUGCUUACCCUCUAUAAGCCCUUUACCCCUGCUGUUCGGCCUCAGACACUCAGAGCAGCACCACUCAGGGAUUAACCAUGAAAUUUGUGGCUCUUGCACUGACUCUCCUCCUGGCUGUGGAUUCCCAGGCCCACUUCCUGCAGGCUGAUGCUCCCUCUCAGCUGGAGCACUACAAGGCAGCAGCCUUGGUGUACCUGACCCAGGUCAAGGAGCAGGCUCAGAAGACUCUCGACCACUUGGACGGAACUGACUAUGAGCACUACAAGUUGAAACUCUCAGAGAGUCUGAACAAGCUGCAGGACUAUGCCCAAACCUCCUCCCAGGCUUUGACCCCCUAUGCAGAGACCUUCUCCAACCAGUUCUUGGAGACCACCAAGCAGCUGCGUGAGCGCAUCAUGACCGAUGUUGAAGACCUCAGUUCCAAGCUGGAGCCCCACCGUGCUGAGCUGCACGAGGUUCUGCAGAAGCACAUGGAGGAGUACCGUGAGAAGCUCGAGCCCCUCUAUCAAGAGUACGUGACCAUGAACCGUGAAAACGCAGAGCAACUGCGUGCCAAGCUGCAGCCAAUAGUUGAUGAGAUGAGGCAGAAGAUCGAGACCAACGUUGAAGAGACCAAGUCUAAGCUGAUGCCCAUGGUUGAGGCUGUGCGCACCAAGCUGACCGAGCGUCUGGCGGAUCUGAGGACCAUGUUCGCCCCCUAUGCUGAGGAAUACAAGGAGCAGCUGGUGAAGGCUGUUGAGGAGGCCAAGGAGAAGAUUGCCCCACACACCCAGGACCUGUACACCCGCUUUGAGCCCUACAUGGAGGAUCUGAAGGUCAAGUGUGCACAGUGGUAUGAAACCAUCUCCAAGGCCAUCCAGGCAUAAAAACUGCACAGCAAAGACUAUACACACACAAAUACUCACAGGCAAAGGACAACAGCAAAGCACAGACAUUCUUAAUGGAUUCUAAGAGUGUUUGGCGGGGGAAUGAGUGAUGGUGCAAGGCUUGUUUGUUGAAUGUUCAUUAUGUUUAAUAAAUAAAAUCUGAUGCCACAUAAUGCAAAAUAAAAUCCACAUAAAAGACCAAAUGAUUUGAGUCAGUGUUAUUCUAUUCAGGCACUCUGAAACUGGUAAUGGUGUAUGAUAUAGACCAUUUUCAUUUUGAACACUUAUGUUAAUUUAUUUUCAGUACGUCUUUAUAAAAAAAUAAAAAAAAAUAAAAAAAAAGAGGUACUGCUGUGAGUACAACUAGCACAAAAAAACAAAAAUAAUUUUUCCUUUAAAAUAUAUAAACAACAUUGUUGUUGUUGUUUUUGUAAAAAUAAAUAAAUAAAAAAAUUAAAAAAAAAUACCUUUAAAAAAGAUCCUCUGUUGAUCCUUUUAAAAAAAUAUAGUAAUAAAACAAAAUAAUUUUCAAACUCAGUUUCAAACAAAUGUUGUUACAUGGCCUUCAGAAAAAGGUCAAUCUGUAAUACUUCAGGGUAUUCAAAAAUCUCUGGAAUAAUAUUAAAUACUAGAGAAAAGUACAUUCUUAUUGAAAGGAUUUCCAUGGAUAUGUAAAGUAACAUCAAUUAGUAGAAUUGCACAUUGUCUUCACAGAAAUAGUUAACUGGCCAGAAACAAUUUAUUCUUGUCAAAAAACAGAUUGAAAUUACAGAAUUACAAAAUCUUAGCUCACCCAAAGUUUACUCAAAAAUUUAAAUUACUUAAAUUAUUUAUUCACCCUCAUGUCAUUCCAAAGUCAUACGGCUUUCUUUCUUCUGUGAAACAAAAUUAUAUAUUUCAAAGAAUGUCAACAUUGCUGAUUUCUAUACAAUAGCAGCUGAUAGUAACUCACUUUAAAGCAACAAAAAAAGAAGCACCCCCAAAGUGUCAUAAAAGUAGUCAAUGCAGCUUGUGUGUCAUAUUCUAAUUCUUUUAAAGGCAUACAAUCACUUUGUAAGAUGAAUGGACUGAAAUGUAUGUUGUUAUUCACCCCUAAAUCAAAUCAUUGAUGAACUCAAGUAUACAAAUUAGAAAUCAAAGAUCAAAUAUGGCCUUUGUAUACACAAGUUGAUCGAUGAUUUGAUUUAUGGGUGAAUUACGUAUUUCACUCCCAUUUAUAAUAAGUGAUUGUAUGCCUUCAGAAGACGUCAAAUAUGACGCAUGCAUGCAACUAUAAUUGAAUGGAAAUCAGCAAUCGUGGCAUUCAAACAUUUGAAAAAUAUCCUUGUGUGUUCUGCAGAAAAAAAAAGUCAUAUGGGUUUGGAACUACAUAAGGGUAAAGACAGAGUUCUCAUUUUUGGGUGAACAAUUCCUUUAAUUUGAUCAAUCCUACUUCACUGUCUGCAGGUAUUGGCUCAAGUAUCAGUCUGAUUGUUUUCUGGCUAAGUCAGUCCUCAUUUGGAUGGGCAGAAAGGACAGGAGUUAUUCUUGCUGGUAUUCAGC